Molecule: messenger RNA, 1074 nt
Organism: Enterobius vermicularis (human pinworm)
Lineage: Eukaryota; Metazoa; Nematoda; Chromadorea; Rhabditida; Oxyuridae
Source: the annotation of a GenBank genome assembly
CUGAGAAACAUCGAAUGCGACGUGGUCACAUUUGUAGAUCUUUUUCAAGUAGCCAUUGCCAUUAAAGCAGUGGCACUAAAGACUGAGAAUUUGGAACUGUUUAAUUGCCUAAAAUUUAUAAAUUUAUGUUCGAAAUCGUAUCAUUUGAGAUACAAUUUGCUGGGAAUGUCUUCUGAUGAAAGCAAAUCUGACGUUCCUUCUGAGGACGAGCGACAAUCGUUUAAUGGAGGUGACUUGAAAAACGAUUUUGCAGCUUCAUCUUCAGAUUCAGACAAGGAUUUUAUUGACUACGAAAAGGAAGUUGAGGAGUUUGAACUACCAAAUAAUGAGUUCCCAAAUGUUCAAAAAAAAAUAGCCACAUUACAGUCUGAAAACAGUGAAAGUGAAACAGAUGAGGAGUCGGAAAAUAAGCCAAAAAAAAAGAAGUCUGUAGAUUCAUCGUCGUCUUCAGAUUCAGAUACAGAAACAGAUGAUGAGGAAGAAGCUGAAAUUACAGAACAGUUGAUCGAAGGCAUAAAAGCAAAAAUGCAGUUAAAGAAAGACGAGGAUGGUAACGACAGCUACACUUUUGAUAUUAACUCCGAUUCAAGGUCAGGGUCGGAACCUGAAGAAAAUGAUGAGGAAGUGGAACGUGAAAUGAUGGAACAGAUAAGAAAGCUGUUGAUGAGGCGAGACGGCAAACAUAACAAAGCCCGGCAACAGUGGCUGCGUUACGAACGGGAAAAAAAAGAAGCUGAAGAAGAAGCAAAACAAUUUCAAGCUUAUUGGGACCGACGUCAUCAAGAAGACCGGGAUUUAUGGAGGGAUAAGGAUUUCGCAAAUGCAGUUGAUAAGAUGAGUCGAGCCGGAUAUAAGGGCGUUCACGGUAAUUAUGAAGUACCUGAAGAAGACAUCGAGAAGUUCAACGCUUUGUACAUGCAGAUAACUUUUGGUGAUUAUGAAGAGAGCAAAGAUCUUGAAAGAAAUGUAAAAUUUUCAGGAAAAACUCGUAUCGACUGUCAACGUGAAUUUAUCAAGAAAACCAAUGAAACAAUAACCAAAUACGGCUGGAACCCGCCAGCCGGUUGGACUUGA